CGCAGGGCCCGCGCGGGCGCCGCCGGAAGUGACGUCAGCGCGCAGCGGCUGAGGCGGGAGCGGCGCUCGGAGCGGCCCGAGGGGACGGCGCCAUGUCCUCGACGUCACAGAAGCACCGGGACUUCGUGGCGGAGCCGAUGGGGGAGAAGCCGGUGGGGAGCCUGGCCGGCAUCGGGGACGUGCUGGGCAGGAAGCUGGAGGAGAAGGGCUUCGACAAGGCGUACGUGGUGCUGGGGCAGUUCCUGGUGCUGCGCAAGGACGAGGAGCUGUUCCGGGAGUGGCUGAAGGAGACGUGCGGGGCCAACGCCAAACAGAGCCGCGACUGCUCGGGCUGCCUGCGCGAGUGGUGCGACGCCUUCCUCUGAGCCCCCUCCCCAAAAAACGGCACCCCAAAACCCCCAACCCCUCCCUGCACCCCGAAACCCCAGCCCCCGAGCCCCCCAGCCCGUCCCCGCGCCCCCAAAAAUCCCCCAAAGUCCCGGCGAGCUCCGGGUGCCGGGCGCUCCUUGGAGGGGCUGGGGGCUCCCCAAAAGCAUCCCGGGGGACCCCCAGGGUUCCUCCAGGACCCCCAAAGCAGCUGUGGGGAGCCCAAAACUCACCCAGAGAUCCCAAAACUCAGCCAGGGACCCCAAAGCAGCUGUGGGGAGCCCAAAACUCACCCAGAGAUCCCAAAACUCACCCAGGGACCCCAAAGCAGCUGUGGGGAGCCCAAAACUCACCCAGGGACCCCAAA
Molecule: messenger RNA, 733 nt
Organism: Lonchura striata (white-rumped munia)
Lineage: Eukaryota; Metazoa; Chordata; Aves; Passeriformes; Estrildidae
Source: RefSeq, a predicted model, not a curated record